Ustilago hordei is the source of this 1710-nucleotide messenger RNA. RefSeq lists its product as uncharacterized. The coding region runs from base 1 to 1710 and encodes 569 amino acids. Lineage: Eukaryota; Fungi; Basidiomycota; Ustilaginomycetes; Ustilaginales; Ustilaginaceae. The transcript has a single exon. Gene Ontology annotation, molecular function: cysteine-type deubiquitinase activity; proteasome binding; protein binding. Gene Ontology annotation, biological process: proteasome-mediated ubiquitin-dependent protein catabolic process; regulation of proteasomal protein catabolic process; protein deubiquitination. The record is from RefSeq and is a predicted model, not a curated record.
AUGGCAACCACAAUCCCAAUCAAAGUCAAACACAAUGGCAAACUUCACGAUAUCACCCUAGACACCUCCCUUCCCGCCACUGCAUUCAAGCAGGCCAUCUACGAAAAGACUGGCGUCCCCGCUGAUCGAAUGAAGGUGAUGGUCAAAGGUGGAAUGCUCAAAGACGAUCAUGACCUCACCAAGGUUGGUGCUAAACCUGGACAGACCUUCAUGGUGAUCGGUACAGCUGGUGAACUGCCUAAAGCUCCCGAGGGGCCUAUCACGUUCAUCGAGGACAUGACGGAUUCGGAAUUGGCCCUUGCGACUAAGAGCAAGGCUGGACUGACGAAUUUGGGUAACACUUGUUAUUUGAACUCGACACUGCAGGUUUUGAGAGCUAUUCCCGAGUUGCAGACAGCGUUGGGACAGUUCGAUGGUGGGUUGGGAGGAGCGGAUGGAGAGAGGAACUUGACUGCUGCAUUGAGGGAUCUUUAUAAGAAUCUUUCGGAGACGACGGAACCUUUCCCUCCCUUCGCCUUUCUGACAAUUCUCAGGCAAGUUGCUCCGCAGUUUGCUGAGAUGUCUCGUGAUGGGCAUGGAUUUGCUCAGCAAGAUGCGGAGGAGGUUUGGGUGCGCAUUAUCCAGGCUCUCCAAAACUCUCUUCAGGGAUUGUCGCCUGAGGGAGCAAGUAACGAGGCAGCUUCGCGCAAGUUCGUCCAGCAGUACUUGACCGGACAGAUGGUCAUCAAGCGCUCUACAGCCGAAGCACCAGACGAACCCGCUUCGACCAACCGAGACCAAUUCUCUAUCCUCCAAUGCAACAUUUCCUCCACCACCAACGAGAUGAUUUCUGGCAUUCUCGACUCUCUCAACCAGCAACUUGAAAAGACGUCUUCCUCUCUCGGUCGUACUGCGGUAUAUGACGAGACUUCACGCAUCGACCGACUUCCCGCCUACCUUGCUACUCACUUUGUCAGGUUCUACUGGCGAAGGGAUAUUAACAAGAAGACUAAGAUCAUGCGUAAAGUGAAGUUCCCUUUCGUCUUGGAUGCUACUCCGUUUUUGACGGACGAGUUGAAGGAAAAGACAAAGGAGACGAAUUUGGCGAUCAAGAAGAUCGAAAAGGAUAGAGAUGAGAGGGCAAAGAUUAGGAAGAGGGCUAAAGCGAGGAAGAUUGCUGAAGAGAAGGCUGCGAAGGAUGCUGCUCGACAGGGUGGGGAUGUUGCUAUGGCUGAUGCCACUUCUACCGCUGCUAAUGCGGGUGAGGAGGGUAAGGGAGAGGAGAAGAAGGAAGGCGAACCCUCAGCAGAUUCGAAACUGGGUGUACCUCUCACAGAAGAAGAGGAGUUGGUUCAGCGUCAGAAAGAACGUGAACGAAUUCAGUCCACUAUUCACCCCGAUCUCCUAGCCGACACCGGUUGCAACCCCUCUGCGUUGUACGAGCUGGUAGGCGUGGUUACGCAUAAAGGUGCUGCUGCUGAUGCCGGUCAUUACAUCAGCUGGGUUCGAAAAGACCUCGACUCGGAAGACGCUCUGGAUGGACAAGCAAAGGAUGGUAAGCAAGCACAGGGAGAGCGUGAAAAGCUGGACAAGACAGAGGCCGAUGAAGAAUGGUACAAGUUCAACGAUGACAAGGUCAGCGUGGUUGGUAGGGACAAGAUUCAAGCUCUGGAUGGUGGAGGAGAGGACAGUGUCGCUUAUAUCUUGCUGUACAGGAGUAAGAAGCUCUGA